GAGGAAACCCCAUUUCCUUCUCUCGGGGUCCCGGUGUCCAGAGCGGAUUCCCAUCCGCCGUCCAGCCUGCCUUCGCGAACCAGGACCGACCCGCACUCUGGCCAGUGGCGUCCCCAUCCUUGUCCCAUGCCCACCCGUGCUGUCCCGCAGCAGGACAGGUGCCCUGCCCAGCGUCGGGGGCCUGAGCGGCCGAAAGUGCGCACCCCCAACCCCCGGCGUGGCGCACACCCUCGGCGCGAGGUCGGGGUCGGGGUCGGGGUGGCGCGCCCCGCGUCUCGGCGGCUGCGCAAGUCGCACUGCGGGCGCUGCGUCCUCGCCGCCCGCCCGGGCUCGUGUCAGCUGCGGCCGGAGCGGGCCAGGAGGUCGGACCCUCAGCUGCUCGCUCAAUUCUACUAUGCAGAUGAGGAGCUGAAUCAGGUGGCCGCCGAGCUGGACAGCCUGGACGGGCGGAAGGACCCGCAGCGGUGUACGCUGCUCGUCAGCCACUUCCGCUCCUGCCAGGAUAAUGUGUUAAACAUCAUUAACCAGAUCAUGGACGUGUGCAUCCCCCAGGACCGUGCCCCGAGGGACUUCUGCGUCAAGUUCCCCGAGGAGAUCCGGCACGACAACCUGGCCGGCCAGCUGUGGUUUGGUGCCGAGUGCCUGGCCGCUGGCUCCAUCAUCAUGAACCGGGAGCUAGAGAGCUUGGCCAUGCGCCCGCUCGCCAGGGAGCUGACCCGCAGCCUGGAGGAUGUGCGGGGUACCCUCCGCGACCAGGCCCUGCGCGACCUCAACACCUACACGGAGAAGAUGAGGGAGGCGCUGAGGCACUUCGAUGUCCUGUUUGCCGAGUUCGAGCUCAGCUACGUCUCGGCCAUGGUACCCGUGAAGUCCCCCCGGGAGUACUACGUGCAGCAGGAGGUCAUCGUGCUGUUCUGUGAGACGGUGGAGAGGGCCCUGGACUUUGGGUACCUGACUCAGGACAUGAUCGACGACUACGAGCCGGCCCUCAUGUUCACCAUCCCCAGGUUGGCCAUCGUGUGUGGCCUCGUAGUCUAUGCAGACGGACCUCUGAACUUGGACCGCAAGGCAGAAGACAUGUCUGAGCUGUUCCGGCCCUUCCACACGUUACUGCGGAAAAUAAGGGACUUGCUGCAGACCCUGAGUGAGGACGAGCUCCACACGCUGGAACGGAGCCUCUGCAUUUCCCAGGACGUGGAGUUCCCCAUCCGGGCAGAUGCGCAGGCCCCCCCCGCCCUGGCACCCACCUUCCCCACACCCCUUCCCCCCGAGGAGCUGCUCUCUGCCAAGGCCCCAAACCCGGAGGCUGAGCUGGCCUGCUCCAUGCAGUACGAUGACCAAGAGCUGGAGCAGCUCAGCCGCAUGGUCCACAGGGCUGGGGACGAGAUGUCAUCCCUGCUGUCCCCGCCCAGCGCCUGCCAGUCCCCGGCACGCAGGCCGGGCAGCGAGGGCAGCCCCCAGGUGGAGGCGUCCCCAGGCAGCGGGCGGUUGCGGCCCGGCAGUGAUGAGGAGGACGGAACAGUGUUCUUCAUGGAUGACGUGGAGGGGGCAGCAGAGGCCAUGGGUAGCCCGUCUGCGUGGACGGACAGCACCAGCACCGACCCCCAGGACACACGGCAGGGCGGGGAGGCGGGGGUCAGCGUGCUAGGGGAGGCGGAAGACUUGAGCAAUAACAACAACACCCAGGGUGACAAAAUACGGGCAGCCGGGCCCAACUCCUGCAGCUGCCUGGACGCCCCGCCGUCCCUGGACGGCUGGGAGGUGAGUGUGGAUGAUGCCGGGACGGCCGAGAUGAUCGCCCACCGGACAGGGGGCAUGAAGCUCUCGGCCACGGUUAUCUUCAAUCCCAAAUCACCCAACUCGCUGACCUCUGCCGUCACCGCCCUGGAAGCCCCCGGAAACAGCAUCCCCCCACUGGAGCCCGUGGCCGAGGGGACAGACGGUGACUCCCACAAACUGAGCGCCACAGCCACCAACUGCCUCCUUAACUCCUGCGUGUGUUGUGGGGGCUGUGGGGGCAGCAGGGAGGACACAGCCGAGAGCCUGCGGGACAAGUGCAGCCCUGGAGGUGUUGUCGGCACCUCUUACGUAGGCUCGGCCAAGGCCAGUGCCAAGGGUGGGGCCGAGAGCCUGGAGGAGGCCCGGCCUGCCCUGGAGGCACUGCCCAUGGGCGCCCCGGCCUCGCUGCCCUCAGAGGACACCCCCGAUAGGCAGGAGCCCAAAGCACCUACUUCCAGCAAGUGCCUGGUACAUACCUCAGGGCCCCCAGGGGACUCAGCAGACAGGCUGUUCAGUGGGGGCGACGGCACCAGUCAGCAGAAGGAGCCUGAGUGCGGACGGCAGGACACCGGACAGCCCUUGGGCCCCAGUGGCUCCAUGGUGGACAAGCCCGUGCUGGAGGCGGCCCCCGCGGCCACAAGGGAGAAGAUCCGGUCCAGGUUCCACGGCAGCCAUGACCUCAUCCACCGCCUAUUUGUCUGCAUUUCAGGUGUGGCUGACCAGCUGCAGACCAACUACGCCAGUGACCUGAGAAGUAUUCUCAAGACCCUCUUUGAGGUCAUGGCCACCAAGCCAGAAACAGACGACAAGGAAAAGUUAAAGAAGGUCACCCAGACCCUGCGGAGUGCAGCCUUGGAAGACUGCGCCCUGUGCCAGGAGACUCUGUCGUCCUCCGAACUUGCAGCCAAGACCCGAGAUGGGGACUUAGAAGACCCUCCCGAGUGGGUCCCAGACGAGGCCUGUGGCUUCUGUACUGCGUGCAAAGCGCCCUUCACCGUCAUCCGCAGGAAACACCACUGCCGCAGCUGCGGGAAGAUCUUCUGUUCGCGCUGCUCCUCCCACUCUGCCCCACUGCCCCGCUACGGGCAGGUGAAGCCAGUCCGCGUGUGCACACACUGCUACGUGUUCCACGUCACACCCUUCUACAGCGACAAGGCAGGCGUCUGACAGGGCCAGCACUCGCCAGACCUCCAGGGCCCAAGGGGCUCCCAGGAAGGCACCCAGGAAGGCUCCCCGCCCCCUCCUUCCAGGUGCUGGCUUCCAGAGGGUUCACUGCAUUUCAUCGAGUUGCUGCCACGGAGACUUCCAGAACUUCAGUGCCUCCGUCCCAGCCACGCUGGCCACCCGACCCGAGGGGACCCCAGGCCAGCUGCAGGGGCAACAGGAGGUCAAGUUCGGCCAGUGAGGGUACCCAGGGUGCCAGGUGGCUGCCCAGGCACGGGGGGCUCUCCCCCUGCUUGUCCACUGGCCUGCUGAGUUGCUGCCCCAAGACUCGGCCAACGCAGAAGGCCUGCUCAGCGCUUGCUCGUGACAGGGAAAUGGGGUCCUGUUCUGCGCCCCAGGCAACCUCAGUACUGGGGCUAAACCCGGGGCAGAUAGUGGAUACCUCCGGGCGAAGGGCCAGCCCCCAGGGCCCUGCGGGGCUUCCCGUGCGCUUGCUGAACAAGAAAGGGCGUUCAUUCUCUCCCCUGGGCCCCAAACCCACAGCACCCACCCCAUCCCCGGGCACCACCCACUCCCCACUCCCUUCAGGACCUCAUCUGAG
Rhinolophus ferrumequinum (greater horseshoe bat) is the source of this 3544-nucleotide messenger RNA. It is a transcript of the gene ZFYVE28, whose product is annotated as zinc finger FYVE-type containing 28. Gene Ontology annotation, molecular function: metal ion binding. The transcript has 13 exons. NCBI's taxonomy places the organism in Eukaryota, Metazoa, Chordata, Mammalia, Chiroptera, Rhinolophidae. The record is from RefSeq and is a predicted model, not a curated record. Gene Ontology annotation, biological process: negative regulation of epidermal growth factor-activated receptor activity. Bases 127 to 2946 code for a protein of 939 amino acids. Gene Ontology annotation, cellular component: early endosome membrane.